Messenger RNA from Caenorhabditis elegans, 1822 nucleotides. It is a transcript of the gene ing-3, whose product is annotated as Inhibitor of growth protein. The transcript has 6 exons. Gene Ontology annotation, cellular component: nucleus. Bases 29 to 1501 code for a protein of 490 amino acids. The record is from RefSeq and is marked reviewed. NCBI's taxonomy places the organism in Eukaryota, Metazoa, Nematoda, Chromadorea, Rhabditida, Rhabditidae.
AACUCGGCGCUGGACGCCCCCGCACAAAAUGCUCUUCCUCGAUGAUUUUUUAGAAAUGCUCGAUGAGCUGCCUGCCGAGCUGAAGGAGAGAAGCGAUGAAAUUCGGCGAAUCGACAAUGAAGUUGAAUCCCGUCUAAACCGUAAUCGAGAGGCGAUCAACGAUUUUUUCGAGAGAACCGGCGUAAAUAUGCCCGAGGAGCAGAGAAAGGAGCGCUGCAAGGUUUUGCAGGAGGAAUUCUCCACAAUCCGCGUGCUAGCUCAACGCAAAUAUCUAAUCGCCGAAAAAAUGCAAGAACUCCUCAAAAAGUACAAAGUUCACUUGGAAAAGGAGAAAACCACGUUCCAGUGUGAAAUGGAGGCCGACAAUUCAGGAGUGACCGAAAUGAUCGAAAAACGAUAUACCCAACACGUCGAAUCUCUGCUCACAGCGAGAAAAGAACGAAAACGUCGUCAUCGCGUGGGCGGUGGUGGUGGUGGUGGAGGAUCGUCGUCGAGAGCAUCGACAGUCGCUUCGGGACCACUUUUAUCGAAAGAAUCAAAGGACAAAAUUCAGCGGAUCCUUCAGGAAGGUGUUCGUCUUCGAAUGGAUCUUUCCGAUGAGUCGGCACAAUCGGCACUAUCAUCGGCUAUACCAUCACCAGCGCCACGUGGGCGCCCGCCAAAGAUCGCAAAGGAUCAGCUGUUGCUGUCGUCGGCGGCGAUGGUGGUGGCCAGUGAUGAUUGUCUGACGCCAGUGCCACCAACACCGACGGCUAGGCGCCGCUCAAACACAAAUGCUCUCCGCGGCACAGUCUCCAUUCCAAGUGCUCUUUCAUCAAUGAUGAAUCGUGGUGAAUCGACAUCCCGCUUCUCACCGAAUCCCUCCGAACGUAGUUGGUCAAACGCCGGAAUCGACGAAUCAUCACCGACGCCGACGACAAGCCUACUGAUGACACCGACGUUCUCCUCAGGACCGCAUAUCGUCGUUUCGCCGACGACUCCAGUUCUCCAGAAUUCGGCGUUUGUGGUGUCUGAGAGCCGUCAUGGUAGAACUCGGAAGCUGACCAGUAGAGUUCAGGAGAUGUUUAAGGAGACUCUACAGCGGCAGCGGAAUCAUGGAAAUUCAAUUAUAGCACUACAGGAGAGAAUGAGUGCGGCGAAUCUGGCGGCGGCGGCUCAGCACGCUCACGCUCCGACGAGCUCUUCACCACAAUCACCACUUCCGGAGAUUGAAGGAGCCGCCGAGGAUGAUGAUGAGGAAGGACCGAGUUAUCGGAUUAAGCGGAGCCAUCCGAUGAUGGCUCCGGGAUCGGAGGAUGAGGAGGAUGAGAUGCAUUGGUGUUUUUGUAAUGAGAAGAGCUAUGGAGAUAUGGUUCAGUGUGAUAAUCGUCAUUGCACCCUCCGCUGGUUCCAUUACCCGUGCAUUGGAAUGGUCGAGCCUCCGACUGGAAAAUGGUACUGUCCGCGGUGUGAAGUUACGAUGGGAAUUGCUCUCAAGCUGUCCGAAGAGGGAGAAGUCUAAUAUAAAUAUUAUGACUCCCCAUCAACGAUAAUUUAAUAAUAAUAAUAAUAAUGAUUGGCCUGAAAUUUUCCCAAUUUUUUUAAAACAUUUUUAUCUGAAAUUUUCCCCAAAGACUCUGAUGCUCUCUCACAUUUUUUUUAAAAAUAUUUUUAAAUACCCCAAAAAAACAAUUGUAAAAAUUCCAAUUAAUUUUAUUUUGCACACUAUUUUAUAUAUUCCCCCCCAUGUUAUGAUGUCCCAUGAUUCUCAAAUUUCUCCUGCAUUAUUCUCUUGUACAAUAUACCCUAAAAAGUUUUAAUAAGGAUGAACUCGAUAAUUUUU